GCAAGGUUGUGGAGGCUUUUUGACUUAGUAUCCGGAGUUUUUCGUGUUGCAAUUACAUAAUUUAUUGUCCGGUGAUAUAAUAGCUGCUGAUCGUAGCAACUCCACUGGCUUAGAACAAACGCACUUAUCUAUACAUACGAAAAAUUAGCAAUCAUUCGCUAGGAUUAGUUCAAUCGAGUGGGUAGAAUACACAAUUAGGACUGUGACAAAUAAUUGUGAUUGUACUGUAACAUUGAGGAGUUGACCCAAAUAUGUCAGUUGAUCUUCACAAGCUCAUCUCAAAGUAUUUGUUUCUAUAUCUCUCAAUCUACGCUUAUUAGUCGUCCAUUUUACAGAUCACCAAUUUGAUUGAUAAUACAUUUGGAUAUAUUUAAUAAUCACAUUAAUAUGCUCACCUAAAACUGAUAAAUUGUUUUAUACAUAUAAUAUUAUGCUUCAUGUUUACGAUACGAACAAUGAUGACAACAGUGGUCAUCCUAAACCUUCAAGAAAAAAUCAGCUGAAUUGUCAUGGCAUUUUUGUAACCAGUGAAGAUUUAAAUAAUUCACUCCAAACAUUGUCAUCUUCAGUUGGUUCGCAAAAAAUUUAUUUGAAACCUUUACCUAACGAAAAUGAUAUGUUAAAUUCUAGACUAUUGAAUGAUGAUAAGAAACGAUUACCAAAAGCUGAACGUUCUGCUCUACUACCAUUCUCAUGUGAUGUUGACUGUUCAACACCUUCACCUCCAUUAUCUACCAGAUCUACACACAAUAAUGACAAUUAUUUAGAGUUGUUCGCAUCUCAACCGACUAAUACUGCUGCUACUCUACAACGAAACUCUUCCUAUUCACCAAGUGACAGCAAAAAUUACACUAUCAAAUAUACUAGCAAUUCUACUCAUUCAACAAUUACUCCAAUUAAUGAACAAGAAAACGAUCGACAGUCAUCACAACAUCGAAAACCACAUCGUCAACGUCGACAACACCAUCAUGAGAAUCGUAGUUCAUUCCAUCGGCAUAGUGUAUUACGUCAAUCACUCGGUGGUAUUAAUGUAUUAACUUAUCAUACAAAUGCAUUACAUCAAGAUUCAUCUGAACCAGACAAUGAAAUAUCGCCUAAAAGUUAUGACAGUAAUGUUGAGGAUAUCAGAAAAUGUACAGCUAAACGAGUCGAUAGUAAAUUCAUUGAUUAUUUAUCAUCAUCAGCAUCAUCGAUUCAUACUAAUAGCAGUAGUAAGUCUUUGAAGAAUUCUAAUCACUGUCAUCAUCGUCAUAAUGAUGAUGUUGAUGACUAUCAACUAAAAACAUUCCGUUUAUCAAACUUACCAUCAUGGGAUCAUUUAAAUUAUGCAUUAAAACCUUUUACAUCGAAUCAUCAUGGUAGCGAAACAAAAUUUAAAGGAUUUCGUUUAGUUCACAAAGCUAUACAAUCGGAAUAUUGUCUACCUCGUGUACAUAUUAGUAGUUAUAAUAAUAAUAAAAAUAGUAUUCCAUUUCAAUUGAAUGAUAUUAUUGUCAGUGUGAAUAAUCAUAAAUUAUCGACAAUGUCCGAAGCAGAAGCAUUACAAUAUGUAUAUAAUGCAUUUAAAGAUGCACAACAUUAUACUAUUGAUGUAGACAUUCUAAGAUCAUCAAGAAAAUCUUUUAAUAAUGAAUCAUCUUCUACAUUACUCAAACAAUCAUUGAUAACUCGUCAAAAAUCCGACUCUGGUUAUUCAAAUUCUAUCGAAGUAAAUAUUCCCAAGAAUCCACAUCGACCAAGAAGACGACGAGAAGGUGAAUGUAAAAAUUAUUCAUCUUGUGAAAUCACUUCAGAACGUUCACCUUACAAAAAUGACAAAAAAGAACAAAAAGAUCGUACUCUAUUGAUCCGUAAUACCAAUAGAACCAAUUUAAGUCGUUUAAGCCUUAUGGAUUAUCCGGAUUCGCCUAAUGUAUGCCUUAAAUCACGUCAAAUGUCGGCUGUUGACAGUGUGUCCCAUAAUUCCAGUGACAACAAUCAUGGUGUCGUUGACUAUGAUGAUAGAAUUAAUACAGCAACAUUUGCCUCAUCAUUGUGCAGUAGUAAUCUAGCAGACAGUGGAUUUGUGACAAUACGUCGACCAAAACAACCUUCACGUUUAACAAUAAUCAAUAGUGAUAGUGGUGAUGUUGCAAACAAUCGAUUUUCUUUAACUAGUGCUGGGCUUCUCUCUUCUCUUGAUAACAGUAAUAAUAAAGCGAAAAAUUCACCGAAAGUCGACACCAUUGAUAAUCGACAUCUUGAUAAUAAUCGUUCAAAUUCUCGCACACUUACACCUCACACCACAGAAGUUACAUCACCAUGUAUUCCAAGGAGAUCGUUGAAUAUGUCAAGCAAAGAUCCAAAUGCAUUCAAUACUCGAACUAUUGGUCAAACAAUGCAUAUUCAGUUGACAAAGAUGUUAACUACCGGUCUUGGUUUCACAUUGACUAGUCGUGAUACACAAACACAAAGUUCACAAAUGUCUGAUCCGGUGUAUGUGAAAAAGAUUUUACCCGAUGGCGCUGCUAUACAAGAUGGACGUUUACUGGCCGGUGAUCGUCUAUUGGCUAUUGAUGGUGAAGAAGUUCGUUCAUUAAAUCAAGUUUUGUCACAGUUACGAUCAUUGACUCCAGGGAAACAAGUGGAUUUGCUUAUAUCUCGGCAAAUUUCUUGUGAUUUAGACUCGAAUACUCGUAAAUCUUCACAAAAACACUUACCUCCACGUCCGUUUAUGACUUGUACCUUUGAGUAUCAACUUCCAUUGGAUACUACUACUAAUCAAUCAGAUACUAUAAAAGGACCUCCAGUAUUAGGAAUCAAUUUCAAAUGGUCCAAUGAUAUUUUAACAUCACCAUUAUUAUCUUCAUCCCCAUCAUCACCACAGACAGUAACUACAAAGUCAAUUACAAGACCAGCUUCUCCAUCUCAGUAUUCUUCUAUACCAGGUUUAUAUGUCGAUAGUCUUCUGCCUGAUACUCUUGUUACUUCAAGCAAUCAUGUAACUGUAAAAACUGGCGAUCGUCUUGUUGCAAUUAAUGGGGAAUCUGUAGAUGGAAUGAAUGCUAAAACUAUUGUAAAUAAGUUGAAAAAUGUUAUCAAACAAUGUCAUGAGCAAAAUAUUAGUAACUCCGAUCAAUCGUCAGCCUCAUUCACUCUCACUGUUCAUCGAUAUAAGAAUCAAAAUGAUCGUCGAUCAAGUGUUGGAGAUACAUUGAAACUAACAUCUGUACAUCCACCAAGUUGUAGACACAUUAAAACAAUACGUGGUGAAGCAGUAGAAAAGGGUCAUCCUGGUCGUCAUGAACAUAGUAAAUUGAAUAGCCCAGCUGAUUCACAAGAUACUUGUUCAUUAUCGUUUACAUUAAAUGAUAGUCGUCGACGUCUGUUACAUAGAUCUGACUCGAUAUCGUCUGAAAUUGGAUCACAUAUAUUGCAUCAUGAUUAUCAUGGGGAUUCUCAUUCACAUUUAUCUAGUCAAAGAUCAGAUAUUCAUGAGGAUAAUCAUCUGUUAUCAACAGAAUCGUUGUUAAAAGUAAACUAUCCUACAUCAAGAAAUUUAUCAGUACCAUCUAACAGAAAUUUUUUACGUGAUGGAUUUGGACGUCGUAGUGUUUCAGAAAAACGUCAUGGUCAUGUGGAUGCUUCACAGUAUUCGUUUUUUCAAACAAAUAUUCUUCCUAAUCGUUAUAAAAUGCCAGAAGAUGUUGAUAAACAAUAUUCCACUAUGCCAACAACACGUCGACUUAAAAUGCAUAAAGCUCGAUUAGCCGCUGUUGCUGCCAAUGUAGAUUCAUAUUCCUCGAUUGGUGGAGGAGGUCUAAUAUUUAACAAUUCAACAUCAUGUACAAGCUCAGGUCCUUUAAAAGCAUUACAUCCAUUAGACAAUGUACUUCCACAAUCUUUAUCAAAUACAUCUUACCGAGAUCCAGAGGAAAUAGACAUCGAGUCUCAGCUAGAUCAACCGCCAAUUCUAAGAAAUCGAAAGCAAAAUACUAGUUUCCGUCAUGCCGUAGAUCGUUCAUUUUACCCUACUUCUACUACCACUACUACUGCUGCUGAUACUACUACCGCAUACUAUAAUUCAUUUGAUACGAAUGCUUCCCCAUCAUCUUCUGCUCCCCCCAUACCACCACAUCGUCCGCGUAGUGAAAGCGGCACUCGUGACAAGUUGUCUAAUAAUCCUCAGCAUAAAAAUUCCAGCAAAACAAAAAACUCCAAUCCCUUACCUGAAAAAUCCACAGGUUCUAUUUUAUUCUCUUCUUCUCCUUCAGUCUACAAAACAAUUGAUAAACUUGAACGUGCUCAUUCGAAACCUCGUCCAGAAAUUCAUUUAAAUAAUUCUGUCUUAGUCAAAGAUUCAAAGUCAUCGUCACAUUCCAUUUCAAAUAAUAAUCUCCCUACUGAACAAAAACACAGUAAAAGUGGACGAAUAAGUUUAAAAAAUCUCUUCAGAAUUGGUAAUUCUAAAACUGAAUCCGAAUUGAAUGGUGACUAUUUAUUACAUAAUUCUAAUCAAUCUAAACCAAUAUCGGAGACAUCAACUAUUCUAUCUAAAAAACAAUUACGACGCCUUUCAGUUCCUGAAUAUCAAUCUACUAAUAAUCUCUUAACAUCAACAAAGUUAAUAGAUAAAAUUCAUGAAAAGAACAGUUAUAAUAAUUAUACUUCUACCACUACCACUACUUCUACUAUUCCAUCUGUUCAGCAAAUCUUUAAUCAUUCAUCUAGUCAGUCAAAAUUAUCUAACACUACUCAUUAUAUGGAUUGUAAUGUAAUUUGUAAUGAUUCUAUGUACAAAACAAUAUCACCGAAUAUAAUGACUAAUAAUAAUCAUAAUAAUUACAAGACUAUCUCUGUAAAUCAUCCAUACUGUCCUCCACCUGAUAUUAGUCCACCUCCGCUACCACCUCGUGUCAGUUAUACAACACCACCUAUAUUAACAAUGAAAUCGAAUAAUUCCAAAAUGAUUAAAUAUCGUCCACUGCCAGAAGAGCGAUCUAAUAAUGAUCCUCGAAUGAUUGAUGAGACAAGACAGAAUAGACGCAAAAAAUCAUCAUACUCAAUGACCACAUCUGUUAUCUCAUCCCAUUCAACUACUCAUCAAUCAAAAUCAUCUCCAAAAAUCACUUCAACAGCUUCGUCUCCGACUUAUUGCUUAGCAUUGAACACUGUUGAUCCAACCGUAUUAUCAACAAGUAUUAAAAAAUCGAAUUUUGGUCAUGAUGACAAUAAUGCAUUAGUAACUAACGACAAUUCUCGUAGUCGUCGUCGCCGUCAUCAUCAUCAUUAUGAACAUCAUAAAAAUUCUAACCAACAAGAUGGUAUUCUCUCCGAAAGUUCCACUAAAUCCCAGACACCUGCUAUUUACAUGAAUUCUAAGCAGAUAGAUAAAGAUUAUAAAAAAUCUACUCCAUCUCCUCAUCGUUCACGUUCAACACAUGCUCGUCUACCAUUGAAUAAAAGUCAACAUAAUAAUCAUGAUAAUAUAACAACAACAACAACAAACACAGUAGCAACAAUAAUGUCAACAACGAAUUCACCUGAAUCUAUUCACUAUUAUCAAGCACCAUUAAUUUCUAGUCAUUCAGCUAUGUCAACUCCUCGUCGUCAUCGUCGUUUACAAGAUGGUCGAAAAUCAGAAUAUCAUAUCAAUAAUAGAAAACAACAAAUCACUAUGCAAGAGGCAUCAUUAAUUGUCUCAUUUCCAAUGGAUAAAUUAAUUACUCCGAAACAUUCAUCAAUCCAUCAUCAACAUUGAUGUGUUAUCCAACAUGAACUUACUUAAUAUUUCUCUUGUGCAACUAUUAUUUCCGGUUUUGUGAAUUGUCAAGAUAUGAUCUAUCUAUUUACUUACUUGAAAAAUACCCCCUCCCACACACACACACACACACCUCCUCUUGGUAAUUAUUUUGAUACGUUGACUAUUUAUAAUUUUGUUUCAAUAAUACUGUUAGAUUCAGUCUUCAUUGUAAAACAUACAUAUCAGUGGCUAAAAUCUCAAGAAUUCAUCAAUUUUUUUUUGUGUUGAAUAUGAUACAAUUUCGUUUCACUGUUGUUGUUUUUCUCUGUGUGUGUGUGUGUCCUCUUCUUGAUCCUGAUCUGGAAAAUGUGCCUUAAACUUUUAUAAUUAAAUUUGUGUUCAUUUCGAUAAGUGUUGUUGUUGUAGUUGUUAUUGUUUCUGUCGUUAUGCCUAGUUCGUAGUGGAUUAUCACAACCAGCGAUAUCAUAUUGAAGUUCUAAUCAUUUCGCAUAUAUUCUGUCUUAUUUUUAUAAGCAUACAAUUACAUAUCAGCAUUAUUAUUAUUAUUAUCAACCAGACUAUUUUACUUAUGAUUACCUCUCUAUGCUCCGUCGAAAAAUUUUGGAAUUUGAAAUUGUCCAUUGUAUUUUCUAGUUCAACUCUCUCUCAUCCUGUAUUGGUUGGUUUGUGUUGUGUGUGUGUGUGUGUAGUAAAUUCUUGAUCUCAAGUGACAAAAUCAUGCCUUUUAUUCUGUUUUUCUCAAAUGAUAAUAAAAUGUGAGAACAUUUUUGUAUUUUGAAUCAUUGUUCCUUACACACACACACACACAAAAUCUCUCCCCCUUCCUUUAAUAUACAUAUACAUAUCAUCAUGAAUAUGUAAUAAGAAUAAUAGUGUGUACAUAUUGCUUUGUUUUUUUAAUGUGUACUUACUUUUGAUACUUUACAAAUUAUCUUAAUUUACUAUCACUAGUUCCAUCAUGUUAAAUUUUCAGAACAACAACAACAAUAAUAAUAAUAAAAAGGAGUCGUAACCAGUGUCAUAUUUGAAGUGAACAUAUCCUUUUCAAUUUAACGUUUCCUAAUAUCUUCACAUUCAUUAUUAUUGAUCCAUAUAUUAUCAUCAUCAUCCUAUUGUUGCCAUGAAUAUUAGAUGAUAGUGUUCAGUAAUAGAUGAUAUAUAUAUAUAUUCCAUAUCUUUAAUAUUUCACAUUUUUGCUGUUGUUGUUAUUCUUCCUUGAUAUCUAUUAUCAAAUAGCUUCUUUAUUGUCAAACUAUUUUAACUAUUUCAUAGCAUUUAUUUCCUUACUUUGAGUAAUUAUUGCAUCGAGUUUCGUUAAUGCUGAAUACAAAUAAAUGAGGUAUCUCUUCUCUCUGUGUAGUGUCUAUUCGUCAAUAGUUCUUUCCAUUGUAUAUUGACAAAUAUCAAUAGUCUAUUCAUAAUUAGUAGUAUAUUGUUGAGUGCUUUAAUCCUAUUGAUUCUAUCAUCAUUAUUUGUAUUGGUCAAAUGGUGUGAAAAAAUAACUUUGUGAAUCUUUGUUUUUGUUUUUUUUCCCUCUCAAAUGUAAGUAUCCACCUUAUGAUCAGUCAAUCGAUCGAUCUCCCUGUUUUGUUCCAUGAACCAAAUCGAUUCUUCCUUCUCCUUUUUUUUCUAUACAUAUGUAUAUGUACACUGACCCAUUUGAAUUGUUCUUUUGCCAGUUGGAUCAUAUUUAUUUGUUAUUUUCUGAUUACUUUAUUUGAUUUGCUCUUUAGUUGUUGAGUAAUUUUUUCUUUUGUGUGUGUGUGUAAGUGUGUUACCUUGUCAACUCGUGGUAUUUUUUCUCUUUGCUGUGUUGUUAAUUUGUCUACUAUUUUAAAAAAAACAACUACGAAUAGUAAUUGAAUAAAAAUGCUUUGAGUUCUUCCUA
Messenger RNA from Schistosoma guineensis, 7631 nucleotides. The record is from the annotation of a GenBank genome assembly. Lineage: Eukaryota; Metazoa; Platyhelminthes; Trematoda; Strigeidida; Schistosomatidae.